UGAAUGAACCGACUGUUAAUGCCGUGCUGGCCACUGUUAACUCACUGUAAACAUACAAAAUGUGCGGCCGAACUUGUUUAACGCUUGAUCCCGACCAGGUGCUGUGUGCGUGCAAAUACCCAAAGAGCAAUAAGGUCAAAGACGAAGAGGACAUCAAGCCGGAAUAUGAAAAGCCCGAAUGGCGCGCAGAGUUCAAUUUAGGACGGCGUUAUCAAGCCUCCUAUAACAUAGCCCCCACAGACAUAACACCCGUUAUUGUCUCUGCAGCGCACUUCAGUGAGGCUGAGGAUCAGCAAUGUGCGCGCACUGUUAUGCCCAUGAUGUGGGGCAUGAUUCCUGCAUGGCACAAGGGCGACUAUCGCAAACAUGGUCUCACCACGAACAACUGCCGACUGGAGCAUUUGAUGGAUUCCAAACUGUAUCGUGGACCCUUCAAGCGCGGCCAACGGUGUGUGGUCGUAUGCGAAGGCUUCUACGAAUGGCAAACCACAAAGCAAGCCAAGGCAUCUGAGCGUGAGGCCUAUUUGGUCUACGUGCCACAGGAGUCGGAGGUUAAGAUCUAUGACAAAAGCACCUGGUCGCCGGCGAAUGUGAAACUGCUCCGAAUGGCUGGCCUGUUCGAUGUAUGGCAGGAUGAGAGCGGCGACAAGAUGUACAGCUACAGCAUCAUUACCUUCGAGUCCAGCCAAAUUAUGUCCUGGAUGCACUAUCGCAUGCCAGCGAUACUUGAAACGGAACAACAAAUGAAUGAUUGGCUGGACUUCAAGCAUGUGAGCGACGCUCAAGCUUUGGCUGCACUGCGUCCGGCUACGGCCCUGCAGUGGCAUCGUGUUACCAAGUUGGUCAACAAUUCCCGCAACAAAAGUGAAGAAUGCAAUAAACCAUUUCAAUUGGCAGCCAAGCCUGAAAAGCCGAAGGGCAUGUUGGCCUGGCUAACUGGAAACAAGACACGACAGCAGCAAAACAAAUCCAAGUCCGGCGAGGACGAGCAACUGCAGGUAGCGGCAACUAAGGAAGCCCCAAAACGAAACCCAACCUCACCUCAUGCUCUGCAAAGCUCUGCCAAGCGACCGCGCUGUGAGUUAAUCAAUGCAGAGCAACAGGAGAGCACUGAUGUACAGGUUAAAUCGGAGGCCACUGUAAAAUUAACAGUUAUAUAGAUAUUUACAAAAAAGCUUCUAAGCUCUUCUCUUAAUGAAUAUUUAAAGCUUUGUAUAGUAUUUAGAAUUUAUUUGCAUUAAAAACCAAAAGAU
This is a messenger RNA of Drosophila novamexicana, 1253 nucleotides long. Its product is annotated as abasic site processing protein HMCES. Lineage: Eukaryota; Metazoa; Arthropoda; Insecta; Diptera; Drosophilidae. Gene Ontology annotation, molecular function: single-stranded DNA binding. Gene Ontology annotation, biological process: DNA damage response. Bases 60 to 1160 code for a protein of 366 amino acids. The record is from RefSeq and is a predicted model, not a curated record. The transcript has 4 exons.